GGCCCGUUGUUGUUAUUCUUGCGGCGUUGUUGUUGUCGUGUUGUUGUUGUUCCGUCGACGGAUUCCGUCCCCGAGAGAGUCCAGUCCGAUCCGACCGCCCGCGCCGCGAUGCUGGCCCGCAACAGUGCUUCGCCCGUCACCACCGCGACGCCGCCGUUGUCGCUUUGACGCCGCACACGAUUAUUGUAGUGUUUUAAUUAUUAUUAUUAUUAUCACUAUUAUUGUUCGACCCGGCCGAGGGUUGCUUGCUUACUUACCCGAAGGGUUUUACUUACUUACCGCGGCGAAGUUCAGGUGCGGACUCAGCGCUCGUCAAAACACACCCUCGUCCGACCAUGCUGCCGACGUGCCGCCAUCGACCCAGAUGGUUGCCGGUGUUGGUGUUGAUGUUGGCCAUGUCGGUCCACGAUUGUGCCGGGUCUGAGGAAGCGUCCAACGAUACGACCACGACGACGACCACCACCACCACCACGGCGUCCACUACGACGACCGUCGCGUCCACCGCCAUCGUGGCCAUCACCGAAACCUCGUCGUCGGCCGCCGUGACGUUGUGGACGACGGACGCGGACUACGCGCUGUCGGCCGCCAACGAAACGUACGUCGGCAAACCGAGCAAGUUCGACGAGCACGUGGAAGACUGGCAGUACGUGGACAACCCGCUGUGGAACAUGACGGCGGCCGAGUCGACGGCCGUCGCCGGCGGCAAUUACACGUCCAGCGUGCUGUCGCCGCCACCGGUGCCCGCCACGUGCAAGAACUGCGGCGGCGCGUCCAAGACCCGGAACAAGCGCAACCACGACCGGCCGUCGUCCAAGUCCAAGUUCGCGGUACUCAAGGCGUACGCGGCCGGCGGUAAGUUGCACGCCUACCGGCUGAAGCGGUUCCGGCGGUCCACUUCCGUCGCGUUCCCGUCGCCGUCCGCCCGGGCGUACCACCAGGCCGACAUGGCCGCCGCCGCCGCAGCUUACCGGCGCCGUCACCGGUACCGGUACUACGGGCAGCCCGACCCGUCGCAGUACCACAUGGGUGUGACCGCGUGGGACCGGAACGCCGACUUCCGGCGCCGGUACUUGAGGUUUCCGCCCACGCACGACGCCCCGCCGCCCCCGCAACCGGCACCCUCGUACAACGGAUGGGCGCCGUCCGGACCGCCGGUUAUCGGGCCCGGCCCCCAGUCGCCGUACGCUUACCAUCAUCCCGUCGCUCCCGUGCCGGCCAUGGGUCCUAGGAGUCCCAGGCUCGUGUUUCGGGAUCCCGUGGACACCGGCACCCUGCAAGCGCCGUACGGCAACGGCGGCGGUGGACCCAACGGACUCCAAGACUUACUGGUAUCGCCGGCCGACGACGGCAUCAAAGAUGAAUGGGCCGACUUGGACGGCACCGAAAGCAAACGCAACAAGUUGUGCCCUACAGGAAGCUGCGAGUUCUUGCUCAGUUGCUGGAUGGCAUCCGGGUACAUAGAGACCACUUGCGGCGGCUUCCUGUACGUCUGUUGCGACCGGAAUUCCGGCAAGACGAACGACAAUUUCGCUAUCAAUGUUAACAGAGCGUCGCCGGUACCGGUCGACUACGGGCCAGUGACUAACGAUCCCAGUUGUGGAGUGUCCGUGGUCAAGCAACAAGGAGCGCAAAGGAGAAUUGUCGGUGGCGACGAAGCUGGAUUCGGCAGUUUUCCUUGGCAGGCUUACAUUCGCAUCGGUUCUAGUCGUUGCGGCGGUUCUUUGGUGAACAGAUACCACGUGGUUACGGCCGGACAUUGCGUGGCGAGGGCGUCGGCACGACAAGUUCAAGUAACGCUGGGCGAUUACGUUAUCAACUCGGCCGUAGAACCACUGCCGGCUUACACGUUUGGCGUGAGGAAAAUCAGCGUUCAUCCGUUUUUCAAGUUCACACCGCAAGCCGACCGUUUCGACGUGGCCGUGCUCAAGUUGGACCGACCAGUGCAGUACAUGCCCCACAUAGCGCCCAUAUGCUUGCCGGACAAGGGAGAAGACUUCCUUGGCCAGUACGGAUGGGCCGCCGGAUGGGGCGCUCUACAAGCCGGAUCCAGGUUGAGGCCGAAGACCUUGCAAGCCGUCGACGUACCCAUCAUCGACAACAGACAGUGCGAACGGUGGCACAAGUCCAACGGCAUAAACGUCAUCAUAUACGACGAGAUGAUGUGCGCCGGUUACAGAGAAGGGUCCAAAGAUUCGUGUCAAGGCGAUUCUGGCGGACCUCUGAUGUUGGAGAAGACCGGCCGUUGGUAUCUGAUCGGCAUAGUGUCGGCAGGGUACUCUUGUGCGCAGCGCGGUCAACCCGGUAUCUACCACAGGGUGGCCAUGACCGUGGACUGGAUAUCCUACAUCAUCAACUCUCAAUAGGGCACGACGACUGCUGCUGCAAGGAAAUCGACAAUUUACACACACACACAACAUAUUAUACCAUCUGAAUAAUAUGCAAAAUGCUAAAAGGUAGGCCUAUAAAAAAAACGUCAUCAAACGAGGUCGUAGGUAAUAUUAUUAUUAUUAUUAUUUAUUGUUAGUCACUCGGUCGCGUGUGUCGUAAACCAUCGAGAAAACGACCAAGACGAACCGAAACGUUGAAUUUGUUAAAAAAAAUUUUUAAAAAACGUUUUAUUAAAUUAUUAUUAUAUAUGUCGAGUAUCGCCUCAAAAAAAUGUUUCCUUCCCAUUUCAUCGUACCGUGCAAUAUAGUACUUUUAAAAAAAUAUGUACUUAUAUGUUCAUAAUAUCCUGUAUUGUAUUGUACUUGCCUAUGUGUGUAUUUAAAAAAAAAAAAUAAACAAAUGUAUGUGUAUUUAAUGGUGUGUAUAAACGGCGGUUCGCGCGUAAAUUCUACUUAAAUUAUUUUUUUAUUUAAUCUCAAAAAAAUUACCGCGGCCGCCGCACCUCCCCGUGACGUUCCGUAUAUAUAUAUAUAUAUACUAUAAUAUUAUAUUGUUACCGUGUAAAAACAUGUAUAGUACGAAUAUCUAUUAUUAUUAUUAUACAUAGUAAUCAUUAUUAUUAUUAUUAUUAUUUUUAAUUGUAUAAACUCACAAUGUGGCUGUAAUAAAUA
This is a messenger RNA of Adelges cooleyi (spruce gall adelgid), 3059 nucleotides long. RefSeq names its product transmembrane protease serine 9-like. The record is from RefSeq and is a predicted model, not a curated record. The transcript is spliced from 8 exons. NCBI's taxonomy places the organism in Eukaryota, Metazoa, Arthropoda, Insecta, Hemiptera, Adelgidae. Bases 336 to 2363 code for a protein of 675 amino acids. Gene Ontology annotation, biological process: proteolysis. Gene Ontology annotation, molecular function: serine-type endopeptidase activity.